AUGAACAGCUGCCAAGCACCUUUAGAAAAUAAUAACUUACAAGGCUGGGUUUUGGCGCUUGCGUCAGGACUGGCCUGUUGUUUAGGAGCAUCUGUGGUGUUUUCGGAUCUUUUCUUUCAAAAGUUUAAAUGCACACAAUUUCUACAAAUCGCUCAUAAUUCAAAAUUCUUGGUUGCUUCAUUAUCACUUGGUGCCGGAGUAAUGUUGUUCUCAAGUCUAUUUAUAUUGUUAAACGAAGCCAAAGAGUAUUUUCGAAAAACUCCAAAAUUGAGAGAGUAUUCAGGGAUAAGUUUGAUUGCAUUCUACUUUUUAGGCGUAAUCGGGUCGGCGAUUAUAAAUAAACUUAUUCAUCAUGCAUUGAGUGGUUCUUCAAUACACUCACAUCACCAUCAUCAUCAUAUUCCCGAUGAUAUUAAAAAACCGCAAGUAAAUAAGCAUGACGUAGAAUCCCUCUUAACCCAAAAUGAUUCACAUGACGAAAGGUCUCCAUUAUUAAGAAAUCAUAUGGAUGGUAUUUCUUCUCCAUUAUAUGAUGUAGAAAGUAACGAUUGUUACAACGAAACCGCUUGUUCAGAAAGACAUUCUGUUUGUAUGGUUGAAAAUGAUACACGAGAACCUGAUCUCGAAUCUUUAUGUUAUCAUGAUUCUCAUGAUGAUCAACAUAUUCAUGGACUUAUCACAUUUGUCACCUCGCAAGUAUCACCAUCUAUUGGUUUCGCUUUAUUCUUUGCUAUUGCUUUACACAAUAUCUCUGAAGGAUUUACUAUUGCACUUCCAUUAUAUGUGGCAACACAAUCACGAAUAAAGAGUUUCUUAUAUGCAAGUUUACUAGGAGGUUUUAGUCAACCAUUUGGUGCUUUAAUAGGAUAUUUGUUUUUAAAAGAGUCUGAAGCUGCAUGUUGGGAUCAUAACUUCAUUUAUGGUGCAUUAUUUUCCGCAGUCAGCGGACUGAUGGGAGUGAUUUGCAUUCAGGGAAUGUUACCACAAGCCAUCAAACAUGACAAAUCAGAUGGUCAUCUAACGACCAUCUUCUUUUUCUUGGGUGUUUUAAUUAUGGGAAGUAGUUCAGCUUUGUUUGACCACGCUGCUUCGUUUGAACCCUAA
This is a messenger RNA of Funneliformis caledonium, 1104 nucleotides long. NCBI's taxonomy places the organism in Eukaryota, Fungi, Glomeromycota, Glomeromycetes, Glomerales, Glomeraceae. The record is from the annotation of a GenBank genome assembly.